This is a messenger RNA of Eucalyptus grandis, 1730 nucleotides long. Its product is annotated as transcription factor TCP17. NCBI's taxonomy places the organism in Eukaryota, Viridiplantae, Streptophyta, Magnoliopsida, Myrtales, Myrtaceae. Gene Ontology annotation, molecular function: sequence-specific DNA binding; DNA-binding transcription factor activity. Gene Ontology annotation, cellular component: nucleus. The record is from RefSeq and is a predicted model, not a curated record. The transcript has 2 exons. Bases 416 to 1432 code for a protein of 338 amino acids.
UUUUCGUGUUUUCUUUUAUGAGAGGGAGUGCAUAGUUGAAUUCGGCAUCUUUCUUUCCGCCAUAGGACUUCAGCGCUAAACUUAUUCUCCACGUUUUUCUGAGGCUGUCUUCGAUUUGAUAGAGCUGUGUCCACACAGAAAUUAGUUGCACGGAAGGAAGACAUGCUGGGUAUCAUUAAUUUUCCCUUCACAGAAGUAUAAGUUCUUGGAGCUGAUUGGUGAUACGCAUAACAGGAGCUUAGCACUGCAAUCUCCGAGUUCAUAUUUCAAAAACAGACAGUCACAGGAAAGCUCAAGAAGAGUUAAUAUGCAGCAGAUUUGAAAACUGAAAGGAAAUUGACGAAUGACCAGACCAACGAUUGUGCACUGCUUUCUUCCAAGUUGUUAAUAUAGAUAUCGCACUCAUGGAAGACCAAUGAUGAUGAAUAUAGAACCAAAGGAAGCGGAUUCACCACCAACACAGGAAAAAAUCGCUAGCACCAACCACAAGAUCCUCAAGGCUUCAUCAUCAUCUGGUUCGGCUGCGCACUGGUUAAGGUCGAGAGAUCCAAGGAUUGUCCGUGUCUCGCGAGCCUUCGGAGGCAAGGACCGGCACAGCAAAGUGUGCACCAUCAAAGGGUUGAGAGACAGGAGGGUCAGGCUCUCAGUCCCCACUGCAAUUCAGCUGUAUGAUCUUCAAGAUAGGUUAGGGCUCAGCCAACCAAGCAAGGUUGUGGACUGGUUGCUUGAUGUUGCUAAGCACGAGAUUGAUGAACUCCCACCUCUCCCACUGAUCCAACCAGGUCACAAUUUAGGUCAUCAAAUCCAUCAAUCAAUCCUGUCAAAAUCACAUGAAAUUGUUGGAGAUGACUCAUCAAGCAAAGAUGGGUUGGUCAAGUCAUCAAGAUCAAGGACUUGGUCAUGUUCUGAUCAUCAUCAGGAAGAUGAUCAAGAACCCAAUGACUGUGGCGCCUCAAAAGUCCAAGCACAGAACUAUUUCUUGUCAAGAACUAGCUCAAGCUUCCAUUUGGAGCCUCCAAACAUGUCACUAUUGCCUAAUUCAGCCGCAAUCCAUGGGUUCACCUCCCAAAUUGGAGACCCUCACCAUCAAAAUGUCAACAAUUUCAUUCCAUUUUCUCUACACUCAGGGAGCUCUCAGAUAUUCCUGUGCCCUCCUGGAGUGACCACUGCACCAACACCAUCUUAUUUUCCUUCGCUUUUUGCGACUUCAACAGAUUCCAAUAGUGAUCCUCGACCUGCCAAUCAUCAAUUUCAAUUUGUGAGCUCAGUUAACUCACACAACAUUCUACCAAGUUCUCUUGCACCACCUCUUCUGAUCUCUGCUAGUUAUCCGAGUUUCAUGAGAGCCUCCCAUCUUGACGGGAGUUGUACUGAGGAGGGUCUUCACUCACACAACAGUUUUGGAAGUGACCAGCCAAAUAAAGACCCAUGACAGGUAAAUUAUUGUAUUUGGCGCAGAAGCAAUUAUGUAUAGGGUACGCAAAUAUAUAGUUGCCACCAUGAAGAGGUGAAAGUAGCUCAUGUAAUAAUUAAGCUCUUGUUUAUGGUUUUCUUUACACGGAUGUGUUGUUUGAUUGAGUGAUUGGCAAUACGGCAUUUAGAUAAAAAAUUAAAAAAAAUAGUUAUUUUUUCCCCUUAAUGCUGGCCAAUCUAAGUGGUCCUUAAUUGUACAGAAGAAAAAUAAGUAUUGGACAGUACAUGAAAAUCAGUGAUCUUGGAGCGUUCUUUCA